This is a messenger RNA of Tarenaya hassleriana, 2555 nucleotides long. RefSeq names its product pentatricopeptide repeat-containing protein At3g09650, chloroplastic. The record is from RefSeq and is a predicted model, not a curated record. NCBI's taxonomy places the organism in Eukaryota, Viridiplantae, Streptophyta, Magnoliopsida, Brassicales, Cleomaceae. The transcript is spliced from 2 exons. Gene Ontology annotation, molecular function: protein binding. The coding region runs from base 101 to 2431 and encodes 776 amino acids.
ACUCUCACUGAAAUUGCAGUCGACGUAGCUCCUGUCUUCUCCACCCAAAAUCACCUCUUCCUCCUCUGACUCUCCCCACCUCCACCCACAUGGAGCAGAUAUGAGCCUCCUCGGACCUCCUCCGGCGUCCUCCGGUGCAUCACAAUUGCCUCCGCCGGCGACUUUCGCUCUCACCUACUACCCCACCGCCCUCCAGUGGAUAAACCCACCAUUCGCCGCCGCGGGUGUACCCACUCGCCGCCCGUAUCGCGUGCAGGCCUCCACCGGAACUUCCAACGACUCCACCGGCGGUGAUGUCUAUUCUCUGUAUGCUUCUACGGCGCAGGCGUAUUCGAGUCAUAAUGACCAAGAGCUUCUGUCUCUCCUCCGACAGAGGAGAACAGACGAAGCCUGGGCAAAGUAUGUCCAGUCCACUCAUCUCCCUGGCCCCACUUGCCUCAGCCGUUUGGUCUCCCAGUUGUCUUACCAACCCACGCGCGACAGCCUCGGGCGUGCUCAGUCCAUCCUCAAGCGCCUCCGCAACGAGCGUCAGCUCCACCGCCUUGACGCUAACCCCCUCGGCCUCCUCGCUAUGGCUGCCGCAAAAUCAGGCCAAACCCUUUACUCUUCCUCCGUCAUCAAGUCCAUGCUCCGUUCAGGUUACCUCCCCCACGUCAAGGCGUGGACCGCCGCCGUAGCCAACCUAGCCGCCGCCGGAGACGAAGGUCCGGUAGAGUCCGUCAAGCUAUUCACCGCCGGGACCCGACGCGUCCGGCGCUUCGCGGACCCGUCAUUGGUGGCUCAGUCUAGGCCCGAUACGGCUGCGUUUAACGCCGUGUUGAAUGCUUGUGCAAAUCUUGGUGAUACCGGGAGGUUUUUGAAGCUGUUCGACGAAAUGCCUGAAUGGGGUUGCCAACCCGAUGUGUUGACAUACAAUGUGAUGAUCAAGCUGUGUGCUAGGGUUGAUCGGAAGGGCUUGAUCGUUUUCGUAUUAGAAAGGAUCAUAGAGAAGGGGAUUCCGGUUUGUAUGACGACAAUGCAUUCUCUUGUUGCGGCAUAUGUUGGAUUCGGUGAUUUGAGAACAGCGGAGAGGAUUGUUCAAGCAAUGAGAGAGAGAAGGAGAGACAUCUGCAGGAUUCUACGGGAAUGUAAUUCAGCGGAUCUGAAGAAAGCAGAAGAUGAUGGUGAUGAUGAUGAUGAUGAUGAUGAUGAUGAUGAUGAUGAAUCGGGUUAUUUGGCUCGGGAUGAGUUGAACAGCGAGGGCUCUGAGGAUGUGUUCCAGAAGUUGCUACCUAACUCGAUUAACCCGAGUGGUGAACCUCCAUUGUUGCCUAAACCCUUUGCUCCCGACUCGAGGAUCUACACUACGCUGAUGAAAGGUUAUAUGAAGGAUGGGCGAGUAGCUGACACGGUUAGGAUGCUUGAGGCAAUGAGGCAUCAAGAUGACACGAAGAGUCACCCGGAUAAUGUUACAUACACGACCGUUGUGUCAGCGUUUGUGAAGGCAGGUAUGAUGGAAAGAGCUCGUCAAGUAUUGGCCGAGAUGGCUAAGAUGGGUAUACCGGCGAAUAGGGUCACAUACAAUGUUCUACUCAAAGGGUACUGUAAACAGUUGCAGAUAGAUAAGGCAGAGGAUUUGCUGAGGGAGAUGGCUGAAGAUGCUGGAAUCGAGCCAGAUGUGGUAUCCUAUAACAUCAUCAUAGAUGGAUGUAUACUGAUAGACGAUAGUGCAGGAGCUUUAGCGUUCUUCAAUGAGAUGAGAACGAAAGGGAUUGCUCCGAGUAAGAUCAGUUACACUACUUUGAUGAAAGCUUUCGCAACCUCGGGACAACCCAAGUUGGCAAACAAGGUGUUUGAUGAGAUGGUGAGGGAUCCACGGGUCAAAGUUGAUCUGAUUGCAUGGAACAUGUUGGUUGAAGGGUAUUGCAGAUUGGGUUUGGUUGAAGAAGCAAAGAAAGUGGUUUCGAGGAUGAAAGAAAACGGGUUUUACCCUAAUGUGGCAACCUAUGGAAGCAUUGCCAAUGGAAUCUCAGUGGCCAGGAAACCGGGCGAAGCCCUUUUGUUGUGGAAGGAGAUCAAGGAGAGGCUCGAGGUGAAAACCAGAGGAGAAGGCGAAGGUGGUGAUUCUUCAAGUCAUCCUCCCCCUCCUCCAUUGAUGAAACCAGAUGAAGGAUUGUUGGAUACAUUAGCAGAUAUAUGUGUAAGGGCAGCUUUUUUCAGGAAGGCGUUGGAGAUAAUUGCGUGCAUGGAGGAGAAUGGGAUACAUCCGAACAAGACAAAGUACAAGAAAAUAUACGUGGAGAUGCAUUCGAGGAUGUUCACGAGCAAGCAUGCUUCACAGGCAAGGCAGGACAGACGGAUCGAACGGAAGAGAGCCUCCGAGGCUUUCAAGUUCUGGCUCGGUCUGCCUAAUUCUUACUAUGCCAGUGAAUGGCACUUAGACCGUGACUGACCACGUUCCAUUUCCAUUGUAUGUAUACGAGGUUGUAAUAUACCUAUGUUCAUGUGUGUUAAACAGUGUUAAUACCCUGAAUUCGUGUGUAAAUGAAUCAAAAGUCCACGACCCUUCAUGCUCA